This is a messenger RNA of Indicator indicator, 1211 nucleotides long. RefSeq names its product solute carrier family 35 member C2 (gene SLC35H1). The record is from RefSeq and is a predicted model, not a curated record. Gene Ontology annotation, cellular component: cis-Golgi network; endoplasmic reticulum-Golgi intermediate compartment; Golgi apparatus. Gene Ontology annotation, biological process: UDP-glucose transmembrane transport. The annotation marks the transcript as partial. Gene Ontology annotation, molecular function: antiporter activity. Lineage: Eukaryota; Metazoa; Chordata; Aves; Piciformes; Indicatoridae. The transcript is spliced from 9 exons.
CCUCCGGGGGCUCUUCAGCUCUGCAUGGCGGCGGGCGGCGAGGCGUUGGGGCGGGCGGCGCUGGUGCUGCCCUACUACGGCUUCUCCAUUGGCAUCACCUUCUACAACAAGUGGCUCAUGAAGAGCUUCCCUUUCCCGCUGCUCGUCACGUUGCUGCACCUCCUCCUCUCCUUCAGCCUCUCGGCGCUGGCCCGCGCCCUGGCGCACUGCCGCUCCGGGCGGCCGCGGGCCGCGCUCUCCUGCACCGACUGCCUGCACCGGGUGGCCCCCGCAGCUCUGUUGACUUCCUUGGAUAUUGGGCUGAGUAACUGGAGCUUCCUCUAUGUCACUGUCUCCCUCUACACCAUGACCAAAUCCUCUGCCAUUCUUUUCAUUGUGCUUUUUUCACUGCUCUUCAAGCUGGAAGAAGCGAGGCUGACAUUGCUGCUGGUGGUUCUGCUCAUCGCUGCAGGGCUCUUCAUGUUCACCUACAAGUCCACACAGUUCAGCACUCAGGGCUUCAUGCUGGUGCUGUGUGCCUCCUUCCUUGGGGGUAUUCGCUGGACUCUCACGCAGUUACUCAUGCAGAAGGCUGAGCUGGGGCUCCAGAACCCCAUUGAUACCAUGUUCCACCUGCAGCCGCUCAUGUUCCUGGGGCUCUUCCCACUCUUUGCGGUGUUUGAGGGCCUGCCUUUGUCCGUAUCAGAGAAGCUCUUCCAUUUCCAUGAAGCAGGAAUGCUGCUUUCUCUGGUAGGGAAGCUGUUCUUGGGUGGAAUUCUUGCCUUUGGUCUAGGCUUUUCUGAGUUCCUCUUGGUUUCCAGAACAUCCAGCCUCACCUUUUCCAUUGCUGGCGUGUUUAAGGAAAUCUGCAUUUUAUUUCUGGCCACACAUUUGCUGGGAGACUGCCUCAGCCCUCUCAACUGGCUAGGCUUUGUUGUCUGUCUAUCGGGAAUCUCCCUUCACCUUAUUCUCAAAGCCAUGAGUUCCCAAGGUGAAAAAUCACUGAAGCUACACAGAGAGCCCAGCUCUGAGCCUGACCUGGAGCUGCUGCUGCUGCACCAGCCUAAACACGAGGAGGAAGAGGAGGACGUUGAAACCCCACAACAAUGACUGAACAUGAAGCACAAAGCCCCCUGCUCUGUUCUUGCCAAACCUGCCUGACAGCUAUCUAGAAGGAGGGUCCAAGAGUCUCUGUCUGUGACUGCCAAGGAGAGCCAAAGCCUGGUGAGAGA